Messenger RNA from Ilex paraguariensis (yerba mate), 1164 nucleotides. Lineage: Eukaryota; Viridiplantae; Streptophyta; Magnoliopsida; Aquifoliales; Aquifoliaceae. The record is from the annotation of a GenBank genome assembly.
AUGCUUUAUUUGCUUGAUGGGCAGUACCUGUUUUGGCCUAGCUAUAUUGGUGCAAACAUGUUCAAAGGCUUAAGUCUACAUGAUCAUAUAAACAUAAUUUCUUAUGCAAUGCGCUGUUUUACUCUGAAAAGUAUUUUCUGGUUGAAAUCAAAAGCAGGGAACACUGACGGGGAUGAUGCAAAAACCAUAUAUUCUAUUUGCCCAAGGCUGAAAGCAUUCUCCGACUGGCUUCUGAAAACUAUGGUGGCAGGAAAUUUGGAAGCUGUUUUCCCAGCUGCUACUUGGGAAUAUGCACCAUUAGUUGAAGAAUUGUGGAAAAAUGUAGCCAUUCAGGCCACAUACAAGCGUAGAAGUGAAUUGGAAAUGCUCCCUUGUGUUGCUAGCUAUUUCCUAGAGCGGGUCUUUGAUAUAUUGAGAACAGAUUAUGAACCUUCAGAUGUGGACAUACUAUAUGCUGAAGGUGUUACCUUAUCAAACGGGCUUGCUUGUGUGGACUUCUCAUUCCCUGAGCCAUCACCUGAUGACAAAAAUGACACUGCUGAUCCGCAAGAUUCUCUGCUCAGAUUUCAACUGGUUAGGGUACAAGCCAGAGGCUUUGGAGAAAACUGCAAGUGGCUAGAGAUGUUUGAAGAUGUUAGACUUGUUGUUUUCUGUGUUGCCUUGAGUGACUAUGACCAAUUUGCUAGUGAUGACAAUGGGGAUUUGGUAAACAAGAUGUUACUGAGCAGGAAAUUCUUUGAGAGCAUUGUUACACAUCCAACCUUUGAUCAGAUGGACUUCCUUCUAAUACUGAACAAAUUUGAUUUGUUUGAGGAAAAGAUGGAACGAAUUCCUCUGGCUCGGUGUGAAUGGUUUGAUGAUUUCCAUCCAGUGGUGAGCCGUCAUCGCUCCAACAGCAGUAACAGCAACAGCAACAACAUCAACAGUAGCCCCUCCCUGGGUCAGGUGGCUUUCCAUUAUAUUGCUGUUAAAUUCAAGAGACUCUACUCGGCUCUCACUGGGCAAAAGCUGUUUGUUUCACUGGUGAAGGGUUUGGAGCCCAAGCGUGUUGAUGACACGUUUAAAUAUGCGAGGGAGAUUCUGAAGUGGGACGAAGAGAGACCCAACUUCAGCAUGAGUGAGUACUCAUUAUAUAGCACUGAGGCGAGUUCAUUCUCUCACUGA